Molecule: messenger RNA, 6486 nt
Organism: Erpetoichthys calabaricus (reedfish)
Lineage: Eukaryota; Metazoa; Chordata; Cladistia; Polypteriformes; Polypteridae
Gene: pcdh7b
Product: protocadherin 7b
Exons: 3
Coding region: 1542-5243 (1233 amino acids)
Biological process (GO): homophilic cell-cell adhesion
Cellular component (GO): plasma membrane
Molecular function (GO): calcium ion binding
Source: RefSeq, a predicted model, not a curated record
UGCGACGUAUAUUGUAGAGUCAGCACCUCGGGCUUAGUAUUCUAUCAUUUGUGCACGAUGUUUAGCCGCAACGCUGUGACAUAUUAAAAAUCCAUAUUAUCGACGAUUCCUUUAAUAGGAAGUGUUUUUGCACCCACCUCUUUCAGUAGCGACUAGCCAUUCAUUUCAGCCGCAAUUUGACUCUCUCUCUCUCUCUCUCUCUUUCUCACUCACUCACUCACUCCCUCUCCCCCUUCAAUCUCUCUCCCCCUCAUAUUUUUGCCCCUUACACGAACGGACUAGAAUGGCUCAGCUCACGUGGCUCCUAGCCCCUACUUUGAUUCGCCUUGCCCUUAUUAACUAGAAGAAAAAAAAAGGAUCGCCCUAACAAAUAUUCUUUCAGGUCCCCCCUCUUAGACGGAGCGAUCAAGUUCAGCUCUGGUUACGUGCGCCGGGACAGAGAGGAGGAGGAGGAGGGGGGUGGAGAGAGAGAGCGCGAGAGACUGCAAUAUCAUUUGUGAAUCGCUCAGAGUGCUGCAGAUACAGAUUGCUAACACAUGCAGUGCAAAUGCAGGUGAAGAAGAGACGCGCACACUGAGAAUAUGCAGGACUUGGGGAAAAGGCUCCAUUCUCGGGAUCCAAACUACAGGGCUUGUCGGAAUUACAGUUGUCACUCGUUGAACCCGGCAGCAACACUGUCCAGCAGCUGAUGGCAGUUUAUUUUUUUGGUUCUGCUUUUUGAAAUGCUGUUUUAUUCUUAAGUUACGGGAGGAACAUGCAUUUUGCCCUCUUGGAUGUUGUGUAGAUAGGCGACGGGACGCGCACACUGCACACUUUGCUGUCGUUAUCACUGCUACUGUGAGGUAAGAAGGCGCACUGUUUAAUAAAGUAGCAGUACUUUGGAUAUAAUGUCAUUUUUCAUUUCAUUUCUGUCUUGAUCGGACGGCGGAUCUGAACACGUUUAACCUAUUGCCUUGGCAUGCGAGACUGGAAUAUAACUGAAGGGGGAUCAUUUUUGGAGCUGGUUAGUUGAAAUAUACUUUAUACACACACACAUCCGUAGAAACUGAGCGCUGCAAAGCCCCGGACUUGGGAUAAAGUGAAUGUUUUUGGAGUGGAUGAACACAGCGGGUUAUGCAUGCGAAUACGGUGUGUAGAAGCAGAGAAACCAGAGCACAAAUCUCAGCCGCUGCAACAAGAAGAUCCCCCAAUCUCUCAAGAUAAUGUGUACAUUUCUUUCAGUAUAUAUGCAAGAUCAGCGUGAUAGGUUUACAAGAGAUUUCUUUUUUCCACUUUAACAAAAACGACAAGGAUUAUUUGGAUACAAGAUAUUUUUUUCUUUUUUUUCAGAGGGUGAAAGUCUGCAGCAUCUGAAAACCUAGACGCGAGGCUUUUAAAGUCACUGUUUUUUUUAAUUAACUGUCUAGUGAACGCGAAAAUAAAUUAACAAAAACGAGUGAACUGUAUAUCUUGUCACUGGAACUGAGAAUAUUAGAGACCCAAAAAGCAAAAGAAAGCGACAAUCCACAAGAAAGAGAGUACAAUAGCAGUUGCUGCGAACCAUGAGGACUAUUGGUGCAAUGGACUGCCUGCGCUCGUGGGUGCUUGUGCUGCAGCUCGUGCUGACUCAGGCGGCUGCGAAGCAAGUGCUUCGAUACCGGCUGGCGGAGGAGGGACCUGCCGAUGUCCGGAUAGGGAAUGUCGCCUCCGACCUGGGCAUCGUCGCCGGAUCCGGCGAGGUCACUUUUACCCUCGAGUCAGGAUCUGAAUAUUUUAAAAUUGACAACAUCACUGGAGAGCUGAGUACCAACGAGCGGCGCAUCGACAGGGAAAAGCUGCCUCAGUGCCAGAUGAUUUUUGACGAGAACGAGUGCUUCAUCGACUUCGAGGUGUCCGUCAUCGGGCCGUCCCAAAGCUGGGUGGACCUCUUCGAGGGCAAGGUUAUUAUUUUAGACAUCAAUGACAACACGCCCACAUUUCCUUCCCCGGUGCUCACUUUGUCCGUAGAGGAGAACCGGCCGAUUGGUACACUUUACCUUUUGCCCACCGCCACCGACAGAGACUUUGGCAGGAAUGGCAUCGAGAGGUACGAGCUCCUGCAGGACACCGGGGAGAGCUCUUUGAGCCCAAGCAGGAGAGGAGGAGGAGGCUCCAUCUCAGGUGGGGACAGUUUUCCUGCCAAAAGGCGAUUUGAAUCUGAAGGGGCCAGCAGAAGUAGUGUCUUUGAACUUCAGGUUGCUGACACCACAGAUGGAGAAAAGCAGCCCCAGCUCAUUGUCAAAGGGGCUUUGGACAGAGAGCAGAGGGACUCUUAUGAGCUGACACUUCGGGUGAGAGAUGGAGGGGAUCCUGCCAGGUCUUCACAAGCCAUCCUCCGAGUUCUGAUCACUGAUUUUAAUGACAACAGUCCUCGUUUUGAGAAAAGCGUGUAUGAAGCUGAUCUGCCUGAGAACAGCUCUCCUGGGACGCCUAUACUACAGAUAAAGGCCACAGAUGCUGACGUUGGUGUGAAUGGACAAAUUGAGUAUGUAUUCGGGGCUGCCACUGAAUCAGUUCGCAGGUUGCUGAGACUGGAUGAGAAUUCAGGCUGGCUAAGUGUUUUGCAUCGCAUUGACCGGGAAGAAGUCAGCCAGCUCCGGUUUUCUGUCACGGCACGAGACCGUGGUCAGCCCCCCAAAACAGAUAAAGCCACUGUUGUCUUGAACAUCAGGGAUGAAAACGACAAUGUUCCCAUCAUUGAUAUCAGAAAGAUAGGCAGGAUUCCACUGAAAGAUGGCAUCGCCAAUGUGGCAGAAGAUGUAGUGGUGGACACCCCUAUUGCAUUAGUGCAGGUGUCUGACAGAGACCAAGGGGAGAAUGGGGUGGUCACCUGUACGGUUGUCGGGGAUGUUCCAUUUCAGCUCAAGCCUGCUAGUGAAACAGAGGGUGAACAGAAUAAAAAGAAAUACUUUUUGCACACUUCAGCCCCACUGGACUAUGAAGCCACACAGGAGUACAACGUUGUCAUUGUGGCAGUGGACUCUGGAAGUCCAAGUUUAUCCAGCAAUAACUCAUUGAUUGUAAAGGUUGGGGAUACCAAUGAUAACCCCCCUGUCUUCAGUCAAAAUGUGGUGGAGGUGUCCUUUGCUGAAAACAAUGCCCCAGGUGAACGUGUUGCUACUGUAGUUGCAAUUGAUGCUGACAGUGGCAAAAAUGCAGAGAUUAUGUAUUCCCUAGACUCUUCCGUAUCUGGGAUAUUUUCUAUUGACCCAGAUUCUGGUGACAUCAUAGUCAAUACGGUUUUGGAUCGGGAGCAGACUGAGAGAUAUGAAUUUAAAGUGAUUGCCAAAGACAAAGGUACACCUAUCCUUCAGGGAUCUGCUACGGUUGUAGUGCUGGUUGCAGACAAAAAUGACAAUGAGCCCAAGUUCAUGCAGGACAUAUUUACCUUUUAUGUCAAGGAGAAUCUGCAGCCAAACAGUCCAGUUGGAAUGGUUACAGUAAUGGAUGCUGACAAGGGUCACAAUGCUGAAAUGAGUCUCUUCAUUGAGGAAGAGGAUGAUAUUUUUUCUAUUGAAAAUGACACUGGAACAAUUUACUCCACCAUGUCCUUUGAUCAGGAGCAAAAAUCUACCUACAUGUUUCGAGUGAAGGCAGUCGAUGGUGGGCUUCCCUCCCGGUCCGCUACAGCCACAGUGUCUUUGUUUGUAAUGGAUGAAAAUGACAAUCCUCCUACUGUUACCUUCCCAAGUAACAAUUCAUACACCCUGUUAUCCCCAUCAAGCAAUGUCAGGACAGUUGUGGCUACCGUAUUAGCAACUGAUAGUGACACCGGCAUCAAUGCUGUUUUGAACUACAGCAUAGUUGGUGGGAAUCCCUUCAAACUGUUUGAGAUAGAUGCAGCCAGCGGGGUCAUUUCUUUGGUGGGGAAGCUGGCCCAAAAGCACUAUGGGCUACAUCGACUUGUUGUACAAGUAAAUGACAGUGGCCAGCCAUCACAGUCAACUACUUCUCUAGUCCAUGUCUAUGUGAAUGAGAGCAUCUCCAAUUCGUCAAUUGUGGAGGCUCAGAUAUCAAGGAGUCUGCACACACCUCUUGCACAAGACAUAGCAGGUGAUCCAAAUUACGAUUUUGGGAAACAACGACUCAGUAUUGUUAUUGGGGUGGUGGCGGGCAUUAUGACUGUCAUCCUGAUUAUUCUGAUUGUGGUAAUGGCCCGCUAUUGUAGACCAAAGAACAAAAAUGGAUAUGAAGCUGGCAAGAAGGAUCACGAGGACUUCUUCACACCACAGCAGCACGAUAAAAGCAAAAAGCCUAAGAAGGACAAAAAAAAUAAAAAAUCAAAGCAACCGUUAUACAGCAGCAUUGUCACGGUUGAAGCAUCAAAGCCAAAUGGACAGCGCUAUGAUAGUGUCAAUGAAAAGUUAUCUGACAGCCCUGGUAUGGGCCGAUAUCGGUCAGUAAAUGGAGGACCAGGAAGCCCAGACCUGGCGAGACAUUACAAAUCAAGUUCACCACUGCCCACUGUUCAGCUUCACCCACAGUCACCAACUGCUGGGAAAAAGCACCAGGCUGUACAGGAGCUUCCUCCUGCCAACACUUUUGUUGGGACAGGAGAUAACAUUUCCAUCGGAUCUGACCACUGUUCCGAGUACAGCUGUCAAACCAACAACAAGUACAACAAACAGCCAUUUCGCAGAGUGACGUUUUCUGUGGUGAGCCAGCCUCAGGACCCCCAUCAGGGAUCAUUGCAGAGUUGCUAUGAUAGUGGAUUGGAAGAAUCAGAGACGCCCAGCAGUAAGAGCUCGUCAGGUCCCAGAUUGGGUGCCCUUCCACUCCCAGAGGACAACUAUGAGAGGACUACGCCGGAUGGCAGUGUUGGUGAGGCAGAGCAUAUGGAAAAUGAUUCAAGGCCACUGCCAGACGUCGCCAUGACAGGAAAAUGUACGAGGGAAUGUGAUGAGUACGGUCACUCUGACUCCUGCUGGAUGCCUGUGCGAACAUCCCCUGAAAGGCGACAGAAGAAUCCGCCAAAGCUCUCCACUUUUAUGCCUACAACUGAACAAGGCAGCCAGGAAAAACUUGCCAAUGGAGACCCUCCUCUGAUGGGCGAUCGCAACAGAAACCUCCUAAAUAAAAAGAUGGCGUCAUCUUAUGAGACCUUCAGUGCAGCUAGCUUUGGCAAAAAUGAGGAUUCGAACCCUGAAGACAUCCCCCUUACACAAACAGGAGACUACAAACCAUCCCCAGUCAGCACUCUAACCAGAAGAGAAGUUUAUCUGUAAGAUGCAAAAUAUGUCAUAAUGCUGAAAUUUUAGAAAUGGAUAAACAUGACUAACCAUGUAGAAUAAGUUCAAACAUUAGCAGAGAGAGGGAGCUACUGAUGAGACAAGGCUCAAAAUUUGGAAUUUUCUGCUGAAAAGCCAGGCUUUCAAAUAUGUACCGGCUGAUUAUUUUGUACAAAGUAGAAUUCAUUUCAUGACUGCAUGCCUAAUGUCCAUGACAGAGCUUAUUGUAAACUAAAGACUGACUAUCAGUCUGUCGAAAUGAUCGAUUAAUACAGAGUGCAGAUUUUACAAAAGUGUGAGCCAACAAGGUUUUUUUUUUUUUUUCUUUCUUUUUCCCCCCAAUGUUAGCUAGUUGGAUGUCGGUGGCAGGACCGUAACCCCUAUUGAUGAGAAUCAAAAGUAAACAAGAAUGAUUGGCAAAGAAGAAAAAAUGCAUACAUACCAACAUGUUCAUUAAUACAGUUUUACAUUUUAUAAGACAUCUACAAAAAACACAGCUUUAAUGUAACUGCCCAAAGCAUAGUAUUUGAAAACAAAUUGCUCCUUGAUAAUUUUGUCAUUUGUAAUGAGACCAUGGCACUGGUCUUUCUUAUGAAGCCUUUAAACUGUAGGCCAUUAAAGAAGCAUUGCCUUCAACACUGUCUCUACACACACACCGUGUAUUUAUAUAUAUGAACUUUGGAAGGGAACUGGAUCAUAUGCAAAAAAAUGCAAGCUUAUGAGCCAAUUCCAAUCAAUAUUUGCUAGUUUUCACUAAUUAAAACAAGGAGAUCAUGUACAUAUCAGUUGACUCUUCAGGCAUAAACGGCUGACAUGAUUCUAAUUGGACUCCCUAUGGGAACUUUUUUUUUUUUAACAUUUAUGACAUAAAUAAAAGAAAAUGCCUCAUCAGUCUCAUCAAGGUAAGAUGAUAAAGAAUAUACUGUUUUUUAAUAGCUGCAUGAAGAUUAAUCUAGAAGAUGGAUGAACACAACUGCAAUGUGAACACUCUUUGUGAGCACAUUCACAAGAUUCACAGAGGAAAUCCAUUGUACUUUCAAAUGUUUUGUUCAUAUAUACUGUAUGAGCUGGGAUGAAGUUUACAGACUUGGAAUUUUCAUCCUAUAAGCAUGUAGAAGUGCAUAUGUGCUGGGAAUACACAAACAGAAUGGCUGGCUUAAGCCCUGCAUUACCAUUUUAUCUAGGCAACAGUGAAAAAAGCAAAAAAAAAAAAAAAACUAAGGAAAAAAGAAAAAUAAAA